Messenger RNA from Leptopilina boulardi, 1241 nucleotides. RefSeq names its product ankyrin repeat domain-containing protein SOWAHA-like. NCBI's taxonomy places the organism in Eukaryota, Metazoa, Arthropoda, Insecta, Hymenoptera, Figitidae. Bases 480 to 1226 code for a protein of 248 amino acids. The record is from RefSeq and is a predicted model, not a curated record. The transcript has 5 exons.
CUCCUUCCAAUCAGUCUGCAUUCGCAUGUUCACGAGGUAGCUCAAAAGUAGACUAUCGCAUUCGCACACCCCCACUCACCUGGCUUACACAAAUUGUCCGGUACACGGCAGGACAAAGGGUUAACCCCGAGCCAGUCGAGGUACACGCUGUGAUAGAUAGGUUAGGUACUUGAUUACACGACGGCGGCACCUCGACACCGGUUUGAAUUCGAACCAAAUGCCAAUGUGCAAAAGUGCCGACAGUUUUGAAAUUUCAAUGAAUUCGCGUACUUGUCUGUGGAAGCUGGGACCGCUCGCAUGGGAGUUGUUAAAAAAGUAGACCGUGUCACGCGACAACCAGCGCGAGGUGUCGUCUCCACCGUGACAGAUAGCCUAUACAUUUUGAGGUUAGGUAUACAGACCGCGCGUCCUUUAAAUUCAAACAGGCCACGCGAUACUGACAGCUGCUGGUGCCAGUCUUCGUCACAAUCAACUUCAAGAUGGACAAUUCAGCGUACUUGCCAAAUCAACUACCACCACCUAUGGUUGUUUUCUCUCAGGCCGGAGGAUUCGCCGAGGGCCUCAGAUUGCAAAGACCUUUCAAUCCACAAGUUACUGACUCAAUUGCGAAAGAAUUGCCUCUUGCGUUUGGAACGGGUUCUCCAUUCAGUUACGGUUUCCAACAGAUGUUGCAUCUCCAGCACAUACAACAGUUUCAACAUUUUCAACCGUUUAGUGCGUUUAAACCUCCGCCGGGACCGUCGGCUUUUGCACCGCCAGGAAAGUGUCUCAAAGUUGAAACCGGAAGUUCGACAGUGUCAUCGGGUUUGCCUAGUAUUAGUUCACUUUCGAGUAUCUCGAACAUGUUCUCGCCAUCGUUACCAACGUCUGUUGCCGGUGGGCCCGGUGGUCCGGAACUUGCACCACAAAGUCCCGCCGGUUCAACAAGUCGAUCACCUCCCGGAAGUGCAACGAGUACAAUUGUCGGUUCCAUCGCUCCAAGUCGUGGAACACCCCCUGAAGAAGAGGAUCGUGAUGCCAAUGCCACCCCCGGAUCAGAGAACACUGAACGCUCCACACCUGAGGAAGGACGACCAUAUAGACUGGGGCCUGUGUUCGGGGGUCGAUGCGGCGCAGAGGCGCUUGGCUUGGGACUUCCUCUGGGCCCAGCCUACAGGUUCGCUUUACCCCCGGUACUCGCUGUUAAGACAUCCCGCAACCUUGCAUUCGACCAAGACCAAAAGUGAAGAUCAGUAGAGCGG